AUGUCAGACUCCCCAGACUCGUCUGUACCGGCCACUCCGGACGAGCAGGUCGAAAGCAACCCCGCCUCGCCUGGUUCCGACGCCGAUGAGUCCUCCGAAGCCAGCACGCCGCUGGACCCUCCUAGCGCCUCUUCCGAUGCCUUACCUCAGUUCUCUUCCAAAGACCCGCCUCGCCGUGUCCCAUCUCUCCGAACGGUGUCAGACCCGCAUGGUCACAGUCCCGGCCUCGGUAUCCACCCAAACUCCAGCGUUACGGGCACCCUGAACAAUGCCCGCCGGCCACCACCGGCGGCCAGCAGCCUGCCGAUGGAUCUCAUGGCCAAGGCGCGUGCAUUACAGGCGGAGCGGGCGGGUCUGCCACGGCCCAAUAUGAAUCCGAUGGGCUCUCCUGCGCCAAUGUCUGGGUCAGCCUCUCCCAGAGGCUUUCCAGGAGGUGUGCCAGGCAACUUGAAAUUACCAGGCAUGGGCGGUCCGUCUAGGCCACCGGCCCAGGGCUUUCCGAGGUCUGCCCCAGCCAUACCUGGUGCGAAGAAGCCUAGCUUGGCAGACAGAAGAGGAGCGAUGAAGCUUGGUGGGCUCCCGGGCGCGCCUUCACCGGCCCCAACGCCCAAAUUAUCCGAUAUGAACGGUGGAUCUGAUACGUCUGGGAAGGAGGAUGCACCGCGAGGGGACUCGAAGAUGAACGAGUUCAAGAACUAUAUCGACACGCAAAAAGGUUGGAUUACCUUUGACGGCGCAGCCACCAUCACGCGGACUGGCGUGAACUUUGCCAGUGGCGCUGCGUUUUCCAUCUCAUUAGAUGAAGUUGAUAUUCUCGACGAGCUAGGAAAGGGCAACUACGGCACAGUGUACAGGGUCCGACAUGCGAGGCCGAAAGUACCACGAUUCGGACAGGGGCUAAGCGGUUUUAAGCCCGCUUCUAGGCAAAACUCGAGCCUUUCCGACAAAGAUGAGUCGUCAGGCAGUGAGGGCUCGCCCUCGACACCCCGCGCUACCAGGAUAGAUGGUACAACAGGGCGGGUUAUGGCCAUGAAAGAGAUCAGGCUGGAACUCGAUGAGGCGAAGUUUACCACUAUCCUCAAGGAGCUGGUCAUUCUCCAUGAAUGUUCAUCACCUUACAUUAUCGAUUUUUAUGGAGCCUUCUUCCAGGAGGGCGCGGUGUAUAUGUGCAUCGAGUACAUGGAUGGCGGCUCGAUUGAUAAGUUGUACGACGGCGGGAUACCCGAAAACGUGCUCAAGAAGAUUACUUACAGCACCAUCAUGGGGCUCAAGUCCUUGAAGGACGAACACAACAUCAUCCAUCGGGACGUAAAACCGACCAAUAUUCUUGUCAAUUCUCGGGGCCAGGUUAAGAUAUGCGAUUUCGGUGUCAGCGGGAAUCUCGUGGCCAGCAUCGCAAAGACAAAUAUUGGAUGCCAAAGCUACAUGGCUCCUGAGCGGAUAUCUGGCGGUGCGCUGGCUACGGGCGCGGAUGGAACCUACAGCGUUCAGAGUGAUAUCUGGAGCUUGGGACUGACGAUCAUCGAAUGCGCAAUGGGCAAAUACCCUUACCCACCGGAGAUUUCUGCAACCAUCUUCGGCCAGCUGAACGCAAUCGUUGAAGGCGACCCGCCAGAUCUUCCCGCGGAAGGCUACUCCGCACAGGCCCGUGACUUUGUCAAGUCGUGCCUUAACAAGAACCCAAAGAAACGACAUACUUACCCUAUGCUCCUGUUACACCCUUGGAUAAAAUCUCUCAGCAAGCCCGAGACGAUUACCGAAGAGGCAGAGGCCGAGUCGGAAGCUAUGGAUAAUGACCUUGCCGACGCCGCGGCAAAGCAGCUCAACAUCAAUGAAGGCUCAGGGGACAGCGAGGUCGCGGAAUGGGUCAGCGAGGUGAUGGAGCGCAAAAAGAAGGGGUUGCAACCGCCGAGUGCAGAGAGACCGGCAUUGCAUGCUGCACCACUCGACAGCGUCAGCCCAGCGGCCAGUCUCGAAUCAUAG
This is a messenger RNA of Diaporthe amygdali, 1983 nucleotides long. RefSeq names its product MAP kinase kinase PBS2. The transcript has 2 exons. Gene Ontology annotation, molecular function: MAP kinase kinase activity; ATP binding. The record is from RefSeq and is a predicted model, not a curated record. NCBI's taxonomy places the organism in Eukaryota, Fungi, Ascomycota, Sordariomycetes, Diaporthales, Diaporthaceae. Gene Ontology annotation, biological process: protein phosphorylation; MAPK cascade; cellular hyperosmotic response. Bases 1 to 1983 code for a protein of 660 amino acids.